Messenger RNA from Drosophila grimshawi, 1310 nucleotides. RefSeq names its product DNA repair protein XRCC3. The record is from RefSeq and is a predicted model, not a curated record. Gene Ontology annotation, cellular component: Rad51C-XRCC3 complex; replication fork. NCBI's taxonomy places the organism in Eukaryota, Metazoa, Arthropoda, Insecta, Diptera, Drosophilidae. Gene Ontology annotation, molecular function: four-way junction DNA binding; ATP-dependent DNA damage sensor activity; ATP binding. Gene Ontology annotation, biological process: telomere maintenance via recombination; resolution of mitotic recombination intermediates; double-strand break repair via synthesis-dependent strand annealing. The coding region runs from base 202 to 1251 and encodes 349 amino acids. The transcript is spliced from 4 exons.
UUUACGCAUAUUGAGUUGUUUCCUUAUUGCACUGCUCCAAAACAGCUGAUCGUUGUCCUCUUUUUGCUUUUGCUUUGCUGACUAUUGUUAAAUCAAUAGUUAUUCGCUGCCAAGGCGAUAAUUGAAAAGGUGUUGAAACACCUGAAGUGUUUUCUUGCUGUGCACGCAAUCCAUAUUUCAUUCACAUGCCAGCACACAGCGAUGUCCAACUUUUUGGGGCAGUUGCCGGAGCAUUUGCAGGAGAUUGCCAGGCAGGUCAAUGUGCUCACCCCGGAGGCAAUCUUAACUACGCCCAGGAUUAAGUUUCUGGACACACGUUCGUUUGAGUUGGAUACUUGUGUGCACAGCUGCAGUCCAGAGGAUGUGCGCAUUCUCAAGGAUGCAGCGGCCAAGUGGCUGGCUGAAACGCCCACGUCAGCGGAUGCACUAUUCAAAAUCCCCGCCCGCUUGAAGUGGUCCCGCCUCACCUUUGGCUGUUCAUCGCUGGAUGAGUGCACUGGCGGCGGAAUUUCGAUACGUGGCAUAACUGAAAUCUGUGGUGCCUCGGGUGUCGGCAAGUCCCAAAUCCUCUUGCAGCUGUCGAUCAGUGUGCAACUGCCGCCAAGACUCGGUGGCCUGGGCAAAGGUGUGGCAUUCAUUUGCACCGAGGAUGUGUUUCCGUCCCGUCGCCUGCUGCAGAUAAGCAAAGCUUUCGAGGCACGCUAUCCCGAGGAGCAGCUUAAUUUUUUGGGCAACAUCUUUAUUGAGCAUCAGUAUGAAAGCCAACCACUGUUGGACUGUGUGAAGAAUCGGCUGUCACAGCUGCUGCAGGAACACAGCAUUGGUCUGAUCAUCAUUGACUCGGUGGCUGCCAUUUUUCGGCUGUACACCGACUUUGAUGACCGUGCUCGGGACAUGCGCCGCAUGGUGCAUGCGCUGCUCAGCUAUGCGGACAAGUAUGGCUGUGCUGUGGUGUGCACCAACCAGAUGACUGCCAGCGGGCAGGCGGAUCACAAUGCGCUGCAGGAUGUGCCUUGCCUGGGCUUACAGUGGUCGAAUUUGGGCCGGACACGUAUUCGCAUCUCCAGGGUGCCCAAGCAGUACAAGCAGGGGGAUCAGUUGAUCACCGUUCGCAAAAUGGAAAUCCUGUAUUCACCGGAGACUCCGAAUGCAUUCGCCGAGUUUCUAAUCACCACCGAAGGCGUUGUAAAUGUGCCAAGACCAAUUCGUUCCCAUGGCAAAAGUAAAAAACCUUCUGAUUUAAGUUGCUGAAUUGUUUAUUUUAAUUUGUGAAUUUAAAAUAUGCAACGGCUGCUGAACCGUGCCAUAUG